This is a messenger RNA of Calliphora vicina (urban bluebottle blowfly), 2364 nucleotides long. RefSeq names its product Sox100B (gene Sox100B). Lineage: Eukaryota; Metazoa; Arthropoda; Insecta; Diptera; Calliphoridae. Gene Ontology annotation, biological process: regulation of transcription by RNA polymerase II. The record is from RefSeq and is a predicted model, not a curated record. Gene Ontology annotation, cellular component: nucleus. The transcript has 3 exons. Bases 61 to 2364 code for a protein of 767 amino acids. Gene Ontology annotation, molecular function: DNA-binding transcription factor activity, RNA polymerase II-specific; RNA polymerase II cis-regulatory region sequence-specific DNA binding.
UACCCCUUCUCUUAUUUAUAAAUUCCAUGCCAAACUUGUGUGUCUUUUAGUCUUCAUAAUAUGGCUACGGAUACAAAUCCUUCUACGACAACUAAGAAACCCGAACGUGUUAAACCAGUGGAAACAUUGGUUUUAGCAAAUAUUGCACUGAAAGCUGAACAAAAACGUUUGAGUGGCGAAGGUGGCACAGCGCGCAAAGAAGAUGAACGCAUAACAAGUGCGGUUAUGAAAGUUUUAGAAGGAUACGAUUGGAAUUUAGUACAAGCAUCAGCAAAACAACCAUCAGAUCGUAAAAAGGAACACAUCAAACGUCCUAUGAACGCAUUUAUGGUGUGGGCUCAAGCAGCUAGACGUGUUAUGUCUCAACAACAUCCACAUUUACAAAAUUCCGAAUUAAGCAAAUCUCUAGGAAAAUUAUGGAAAAACCUUAAGGAUUCCGAUAAACAACCAUUUAUGGAUGUAGCAGAAAAACUGCGAAAAACACAUAAACAAGAGCAUCCUGACUACAAAUACCAGCCAAGAAGGAAAAAAGGACGUUCGAUGGCAGCCAGUGCAGUACAAUGUGGUGAUGGCUUCAAUGCAGCAGUAACAGCAGCUGCAAUGAUGACUUUGAACACCAGCAAUAACAAUGGAAUUAACAAUGGCACCAACAGCAAUGGACUGGUAGAAGUUAAGUCCAACAAUAGCCACAAUAGAAAAACAACAAAUACACCGUUAUCAACGAGACUCAAUGGAAAGAGUAACAAUAGUAACAGCAACAAACGGGGCCGUGAACCGGCAUCCAUAAAACAAAUAAAUAGUAAAUCAGCGUACAAUGGCAUGAUGGACAUAAAUGAAACUGUAAAGAAUGUGUGUAAGACAGCGGGGUUGUUGACUCAAGGACAUUCAUUGGGCAAUGGCAUGAUGAUGGGCGAUGACACCGCUGAUUUCAUGUUCAAUCGUUACGACUAUACAAAACGUUUGGACAGUCCGUGUUCAACUACCAGCUCCUUACAGUCCUGUGGUACUGCUGGGAAUGAUACCCAACAACCUCUAACACCGCCAGCUACACCAUACAACCGUACAACCAACCAUCAACACUUGCAGCAGCAUCAACUCUUGCAACGCACAAUGAUGGUGCCACAAAUCAAUGAUGUUGGUACCAUAAACGAAUACAAUUUACUUAAUAUUGAAGGACGAGAAUUCAUUUCCUUGGACGAUUGCUCCUUUGGCAGUGCAAGUGGUGGUGGUGGUGGAGGGGCCAUGCAUGCUAAUGGAGAGUUAACGGAAAAUCAAAAUCAAUUACCACCAUAUGCUUUACAAUUCUAUAUGAAUCGUUCCGCAUACGAACAACAAAAUUCCAUAGAAUAUCAAAACUACAAUGCCAACAACAACAACAACAACAAUGUUGGUGGCACUGGUUUGAACGAGUAUUCAACAUAUCGUCGCUCUGAUUGUGCAUCAUCUCCCACGAUACACACCAUUGAACCGUUAAAUUAUUUUAACAUAUCUUCACCGCUAGCUAAAUCUUCCAACCUCAUGGCAACAUCUUCUCUGAAGUCAGAAGCAGCAAAUGUUGAUAAUUAUGUGGCGCCAUAUGCUGCAAUUUCAAAUGCGGCCCCUGCACCGACCGUGCCAAAUGAAGAUGUUGAAGUUAAUAUCGAACAAUACUUUAUAGAUCACUUAAUGCCAAUGGAGCCCAACAGCGCCUCUCUACACACAGCGGCAGCAAUGACCACCUCCUUAGCAACAUCUUCCUCAGGCCGUUCGCCCUCGUUGGCAAACCAACAUGAAGAAACAUCUGGCUUGUUGGUUGAUAACAGCAAUUCUGCGAAAUCUUUGUUAUAUGCUAAAAUACCACCAGAACCACAUAUGUUGCAUGCCAACAUCACCAGCGCUGCAUCAACCACAGCUACAACACCAACAACCUUAAGCUGUUUGCCUACACCCUCAAACUCUUCAACAUCCUGUUCAUCGUCUACUACACCUUCAUCGUUAUCAUCACCGCAAAAACUUCCAACAUCGCCUACAUUGAAGACUUGUGAAACGACUUCGUUGAAUACACAUGUACAUGCCGCUGACAACAUGAACUGUUAUUAUGUGCCGCAAGAACAUACAAACAAUGCAAUACCUUUGACAACAACCGCAACAACAGCAAGCACCUUGACGGAAAACAUUGAAUUACAACAACAUCAUCAUCAACAAGCAACACCACCGGAGUAUUCCUUAUACAGCAAUGCUGAUCAGAAUCAUCACCACCAACAUUCCAAUAAUCACCAUGCUUUCUCCACCCAACAUUCAUCGGGGUCCGCCCAUCUUCAACAGCAACAUCAUCCACAUCCACACCCACAACAUCUGCUAUGGAAUGAUUAUAAUGUACAAUAA